ACUGGCCCUGGCGCCCCGGGUUGGAGUAGGCGUUCCCAACGCAGGCCCAGCCCCGGCCGAGGCUCCAAAUGGCUCUCCCGGCGGGCAGGCUCCUGCAGUAACCCUUGAGCUGGCUCAGGGAGCGCACUUCUUUCUCAGCCAGCGCGUCGCCCCCUGCAUCCGUGGCCUCCACCGGAGCUGGGCAGGAGCCUACCCAGUGAAUCUGGAGAAAACAAACUUGGGAGACAGACGAAAGCUUAGGGCACAUUGGAGGACAGCGCAGCUGUGGCUCCCAUUUUUGGAGAUGCAGUCGAAUUUGAGCUCACAGGGAGGUGUGGUUGCCUCCUGGGGAUGGAAAAGCUUCCUUUCUCCACCUCUGUAACUGGUGCUUCUGAGAAGUAAAUGGUAUUUGGAUCCUGACCUCAGACGCGAAUUUGGGUCUUCUGUGCUUAGGAGCAGAAAGAGCCCAGGAGGGGCCUGUUCCUUUACUUCUUGGGGGAAACGCAAUGCAUGGCCUGACUUCUCAUGACGGGAAAGGCUACUCCACCUUCUCUGUACUCCUGGAGGGGAGUCUUGUUCACAUGUUUACCAGCGGCCAGGACAAGGAAGAGAAAAGAAAUGAGCCGUCAGACUGCUACAGCAUUACCUACCGGUACCUCGAAGUGUCCACCAUCCCAGAGGGUGCCUGCCCUGACUGGCACAACUGCAUCCAACAAUGACUUGGCGAGUCUUUUUGAGUGUCCAGUCUGCUUUGACUAUGUGUUACCACCCAUUCUUCAAUGUCAGAGUGGCCAUCUUGUUUGUAGCAACUGUCGCCCAAAGCUCACAUGUUGUCCAACUUGCCGGGGCCCUUUGGGAUCCAUUCGCAACUUGGCUAUGGAGAAAGUGGCUAAUUCAGUACUUUUCCCCUGUAAAUAUGCCUCUUCUGGAUGUGAAAUAACUCUGCCACACACAGAAAAAGCAGACCAUGAAGAGCUCUGUGAGUUUAGGCCUUAUUCCUGUCCGUGCCCUGGUGCUUCCUGUAAAUGGCAAGGCUCUCUGGAUGCUGUAAUGCCCCAUCUGAUGCAUCAGCAUAAGUCCAUUACAACCCUACAGGGAGAGGAUAUAGUUUUCCUUGCUACAGACAUUAAUCUUCCUGGUGCUGUUGACUGGGUGAUGAUGCAGUCCUGUUUUGGCUUUCACUUCAUGUUAGUCUUAGAGAAACAGGAAAAAUACGAUGGUCACCAGCAGUUCUUCGCAAUCGUACAGCUGAUAGGAACACGCAAGCAAGCUGAAAAUUUUGCUUACCGACUUGAGCUAAAUGGUCAUAGGCGACGAUUGACUUGGGAAGCGACUCCUCGAUCUAUUCAUGAAGGAAUUGCAACAGCCAUUAUGAAUAGCGACUGUCUAGUCUUUGACACCAGCAUUGCACAGCUUUUUGCAGAAAAUGGCAAUUUAGGCAUCAAUGUAACUAUUUCCAUGUGUUGAAAUGGCAAUCAAACAUUUUCUGGCCAGUGUUUAAAACUUCAGUUUCACAGAAAAUAAGGCACCCAUCUGUCUGCCAACCUAAAACUCUUUUGGUAGGUGGAAGCUAGACACAUGAAGGUAAAUAAAAAGAAAGGCUGUUAAAUACAGGAAACAGUUGCAUGUAGUAACACUAAUAUAUUUAAAAAUAAGUCAACAGUAAACCACUGAAAAAAUAUAUGUAUAUACACCCAAGAUGGGCAUCUUUUGUAUUAAGAAAGGAAGCAUUGUAAAAUAAUUCUGAGUUUUGUGUUUGUUGUAGAUUGAUUGUAUUGUUGAAAAAUAGUUUGUUUUUGCGUGGGAGUGUGUGCGUGCGUGGGUGUGUGCGUGUUUGGGUUUUUUUCCUUUAACUGACAAGCCAUCUUGAGUGGUCAUGGGCCACUGCUUUUCCCUUUGUGAGUCAAUACAUAGUGCUGCUGUGUGCUUUUUUUGUGUGUGUGUAUUUGCUAAUUUUUAUUAAUUUUAGUUUUUCAUUAAAUAAAUUUGACUUUUCUGUAAUUCAGGUUUUUCCUUUUUUUGUACCAUUUUAAAGUUAGUAUCUUUUGAUAUGCAUAUUUGUUUAUGGUAAAAAAUUUAUAACGUGUUCAAUAUUUUCUUUUCCCCCAUUAAUCAGUUCAUUAGAAAUAUUUUAAAAUCAGCUAUUUUGUGAAGCCAUGAGUUUCAGAAAGUAAAGGUGACAUCGGAAAAAUGAUCAAAAGCUAUUUAAAGCAUCUAUAAGGUGCUCUCUUUCUGUCUUCUACAGAUGAGUCACACCUUUGAGCUUAAUCUUUGAAAGGUUAGAGAAUAAAUUGAUUUUUAUAAAUACUGCAAAUCAGGCUUUUGUUUCCUUUUUCAAAUAUCUUGGACAAAUCACAUGUUUUAAAAUUUGUUCUUGUAUUUAUUGGUUUUGCAGAAGAAGGCAUCGUCAUGCACAGUAUUUGUAAUUAAAAGCAAAUCAUUUGUUUAAGAAGGCAGUUUGCAAAAAAUGUUUUUGGUCUUUUAUAAUUCUCAUUAAAAGAAUAUCUGGCAAAUUAAAAAAA
Messenger RNA from Pan troglodytes (chimpanzee), 2501 nucleotides. It is a transcript of the gene SIAH1, whose product is annotated as siah E3 ubiquitin protein ligase 1. NCBI's taxonomy places the organism in Eukaryota, Metazoa, Chordata, Mammalia, Primates, Hominidae. Gene Ontology annotation, cellular component: cytoplasm. Bases 505 to 1446 code for a protein of 313 amino acids. Gene Ontology annotation, molecular function: ubiquitin protein ligase activity; zinc ion binding; ubiquitin conjugating enzyme binding. The transcript is spliced from 2 exons. Gene Ontology annotation, biological process: proteasome-mediated ubiquitin-dependent protein catabolic process; multicellular organism development. The record is from RefSeq and is a predicted model, not a curated record.